AUGUCAUCAUCCAGGUCCAGGCUGCCUCUGCUCCUGCACGGGAUCCUGUUGUGCAGCUCCUUCGCUCCUCUCCCGGUCAUCAGCAGCAGGAGACAGAGCCUCCGGAGCGUCCGGAGCGCAGGGCCGCUGGUGCGCUCCUGGGAUAAGAGGGAGGAUAUGGCUGGAGAUGGAGAGUACCUUCUGGGGAUAAAGAGACUGAGGAGGCUGUACUGUAACGUGGGCAUCGGGUUCCACAUCCAGGUCUUACCAAACGGCAAGGUCACUGGAGUGCAUAAUGAAAAUAGAUACAGCCUUCUGGAAUUGUCCCCGGUGGAGAGAGGAGUGCUGACUCUUUUUGGAGUGAGGAGCGGCCUCUUCAUCGCUAUGAGUGACAAAGGGAAGCUCUAUGGCUCGGGCAAUUUCAACGAUGAGUGCAAGUUCAAGGAGAAUCUCCUGGCCAACAACUAUAACGCCUACGAAUCAGCGGCUUACCCUGGCAUGUACAUCGGCCUCAGCAAGACCGGCAAAACCAAGAGGGGCAACCGGGUCACCCCCACUAUGACCAUGACACACUUCCUUCCCAGGAUAUGA
Molecule: messenger RNA, 570 nt
Organism: Gymnodraco acuticeps
Lineage: Eukaryota; Metazoa; Chordata; Actinopteri; Perciformes; Bathydraconidae
Product: fibroblast growth factor 4-like
Exons: 3
Coding region: 1-570 (189 amino acids)
Biological process (GO): cell differentiation; positive regulation of cell population proliferation; animal organ morphogenesis
Cellular component (GO): cytoplasm
Molecular function (GO): growth factor activity; fibroblast growth factor receptor binding
Source: RefSeq, a predicted model, not a curated record